ACGAGGUGGCGGUAAGAUGAAACUUUCUGAAAAUGUGCCAAUUCAGAGUCAUCGCCGAGAAACACAAUUUCACAUGGGCUAAGUUCUAUUGGUGUGUUUGGGGGGGAAAAAAUACUUAAGGUGACCAUGACGGAGGCAGAGCUGGUCUUUCAGAAAAAGAAGAAAAAGAAGAAGAAGAACAAGAAGCGACUUUUAGAGGAGGUGCCGGAGCUCGGCAAUCCUCCUGAGCUAACCCCAACGGAAGUCGACUCUCACAAGAAACAUAAACACAAAAAGAAGAAAACAAAACGAAGUGAGAACGAUGACUGUAGACCAGUCGAAAUCCAGUGUGAUACAAAAGAAAGGCAAAACAAAAAGAAAAGAAAACACAAUGCAGAGAACUUAAGUGUGACACCAGAGGCUGCAGAUGUUGCUGCUGCUCAGGAGAGAGAGGUGAAGAAAAAGAAGAAGAAAAGGAGAAUUGAAGAGCCAGACUGUCCUGGAGAGAAGACGGAGGCAGAGGCGGCACUCACAGCGGUGCAAACCAACACACAGCCUGCUGCAGACACACACUCUCCCACAGACACACAGCUUCACCCAGAUGAUGUGCCUGAAGUGCUGGACGUUGACGAUGCCAUCCGGCAGGAGAUCCAGGAGUUCCUGCCUCAGUUCACGUUUUGCGAAUUCAUCGCGGUCCAGAAGGUCAUCAGGUACGACCUGCCCCGCUUCAGGGAAUUCAAAAAGCAAGGGAUCCCUCUGCGAAUUGGGCGGUUCACCGCGACCGAGAACAAGCGACUGAAACAGAACGUGAAGGACUUCCUGGCCGUGUCCGGGAUCGACAGCGAGUUCAAGCUUUUCAGACCCAACCGCUUCCCAGAUGAGAAAAAUACCAUCCUAAGCCUGAGGAAGAAGUUGAACUUCCUCCCGAAUUUAUGUGCUGGGAUCGCUCGUUCCUGGAUGACUAUACUCGCGCGAGCCAGGAAGUUCUGCAACACGGAGAAUUACUUGGGGAGGUUUACAGAAGAUGAGAACGAAACCUUGAAGAAACUGCACAAGCUGCAUGGGGCAAGAUGGUCGGCCAUAUCAGACAAGAUGGGCCGCAGUUGUGAAGCGGUGCAGAAACGCUUUGAAAUGAUGUCUGAGGGUCGUGGGGAAUGGUCAGAGGCGGAGCUUAAGGUCUUGAUGACGUGCGUACACGAGCAGCUGCUGAAGAGGGCCAAGCCUGGAGGAGAGGGCGGCGACGGGCCUCUGGUCAUCAACAAGAUGGACUUGUAUAAGAAACUGGGCUGGACGUCUAUGGCUAAGCAGGUCCAGACUCGCAGCUGGCUGCAGUGCAGGGAGAAGUGGAUACUCUACCUGACGAAAAAAAUGACGACUGGUGGAAAGAUCCAAGGGAGGAAGAGCAUAGAAGGGCAGAUCCAGCUGAUCAAAGCGAUCAAUGAAAUGGCUGUGGAUGACCCUGUAGACAUUGUCUGGGAUGACCUCACUCAUCUCUUUGGCAACACCCCACCGGACUAUUUACAAAUUAGGUUUCACAAGCUGAAGGUGACCCAUGUACCAAAUUGGCACAGAAAGGAUUUCUGUGACAUCAUUGAUUUCCUGUAUGAGAAGACCCUGCCAAAGCUGGAGGAGAGCCUGAAGGCCUGUAAGGAUGCUGAAGAGUCAUCAGAGCCGCGAGAGACUUACAAGCUGUCAGAGAUCUUCCCUGACCUCUGAAACACCCCAACCUCACCCCUACUCAUCACCAGAGGAGUUUGAAACCCACCCCUACUCAUCACCAAAGGAGUUUGAAACCCCAGGAGAGACCGGUCACUCUUGCAAGCUUUCAGAGAUCUUCCCCAAACACUGACAAUGCCCCCAACACCAUCCCCGACUCGCCAGGAGAGCUGUGUUCCCCUUACUAGCUGUCAGAGAUCUUUCCUGGUCUCGGAAAAUCCCAAACCCUGACCCCACUUACCUAACCUCCUCGCGAGGGGACGUGUGAGAAGUUUGAAAAUGUGUUUGCUCAGGCACUUUUUUUCUAAAGAAGUUCAGAUUAUAUAUUUUCAGGAAUGUAAAUGAUUGGAUUGGAUUUGAUUAUGUAUUUGUAUGAGUUAAAUAGUAAAUCAAGGAGUUUUAAAACCCA
Molecule: messenger RNA, 2104 nt
Organism: Clupea harengus (Atlantic herring)
Lineage: Eukaryota; Metazoa; Chordata; Actinopteri; Clupeiformes; Clupeidae
Product: transcription termination factor 1
Biological process (GO): termination of RNA polymerase I transcription
Cellular component (GO): nucleolus
Molecular function (GO): chromatin binding
Source: RefSeq, a predicted model, not a curated record